AUGCAAUCGAGAUACUAUGAUACAUCGUCUUCGAUCUAUCCGGAUGAUAGGAGGACGCAAUUUUACAAUAACCUUUACAAGACGCCGUCGCCGCUGAGUCCUGUUGGGAGCAACUGGUCGAGUUCAAGUGAGGACUUCAGUGACGAUGUGUACAGACCGUAUGUAACGCCACCAUCGCCGUUCGAGAAAUCAACCCAAUACAACAGUAACAAGGUCACAGCUGUAAAUCCGUAUGCACAAUCUCUAUGGUACUCAUUCCGGGGGAAUGACGGCAGCGAGAUCGAGAAAUACAAGAAGGUGACGACAGAAAAACUGAUGCCGUCCCUCAUGGAGAAAAGUUCAGAAAAUUUACAGCUUGGAACAGGAAGAGUAUCUGGAAAUUACUCGAUGGGCAGCAUUCGUAGCCAAAGUAGAAGUCAUCGUGAGCAGCGGUUUACUGCGACAAGCAGCGAAGAGCAGAUAUUAGAGCCGUUAAAUAAUCCGCCACCCUAUGAGCUCAUUUCGAUCCAGUCAAUCAUCGUUAAAAAACUCAAGCUGCUUUUAGAGAUAUCAAACAAGUUUGACAAGUUUGUGGACGAAAACAACGUCCUCAUCAACUCGAAAAUCAAGCUUUUCCUUUUUAGCAACAUCAAAACGUUGCUGAUAAUCCACCAUAAGUUUCUCGACACAAUUCUUAACAGGGAUGGUAAGAUAGACCUCGAAGAGCUGCUGUAUGACCAUUUGCAAAGACUGUACCAUGUGUACCCUUCGUACCUCUGUUACAAUAUUAUCAGAGUGGAAUUUGUGAGGCGUAUUUUGGAUACCCCGAAAUUCAACCCGUUUGUGAAAAGUAGUGAGGCCUUACAGUCCGGCGACUAUUUUUUCUCCUCCACCGAUAACGACAGCCACUGCUCAAAAGAGAAAAAGUUUCAUAAUCUGUUGGUAUCGCCCUCUGUUGAUUUCGAAAGGUUUCUUCGAUAUCUGGACGACUAUAUCGGCAAAUCCAGUCCGCGUAUAGGUGUGUUAAUAUCCAAGUUUCUUGGACACUAUGAAAACUUGCAGCAGAAACACCUUGACGUAGACGCAAACGAGCCUCUAUAUUUGGAGAUCCCGCAGGAGUGGAAGGCAAGCCACAAAAUGAACUGGAAGGAGAUAUCCGGAAUGACGAUUGACCGACAGCUGGUGCACUAUUUGCGCUGGCAAAUCAAGAGUCAGUAUCAGCGGUACUGCAAGAUCAUGAAGCUUAUGAGGUGCCAGGUGGAGCAGAUCUCCAAGAUUUCUGUGCUGAACAAUCACAUUUCCAAAGGGUUCGUUCGUUUGCAGAGUGAUUUGCCGCACACAGCGAGAAACGUGGGGACAAAGUACCAGAAGCAUCUGGGGAAAGUUGAUGUGGAGAACAAGAGGAUAUACUGCAUUGUAGAAGAGUUUGGCAAAUUUAUCAACAGUGAGAGCUUGAAGAGCGCCGACCAGAUCAUGGUUAACGUGUUGGCUGCUAUCAAGAAGCUUAACGGCCAGGGCAACCAGGGAAACGGGAAUUGCUCAGUGGAAAAAGUGUUUCGGGUGCACCAGUUGAAAGUCCUCUUUGAGGAGAGCAUGUACCUUGUUUUUGCUAAGUUUGUUGUGUUUGUGAGGCGGUAUUUGCGGAUCAAAAAAGAGUCGUUCGCCCAUAGCGGAAUGUCCGUUGUCCCGGUAGAGAGCAUUGUAUCUGGGUUCCAACGGAGCCGACUGCAGCAGCAGGAGAGCGUACAGCGGCAGGAGGCCCAACUAGCUGUGUACAACCAGGAGCUUGGACAUGCCUGUGCCAAAGGCCGGCUCUUGAAGCGGUUCUUUGCAUGA
Molecule: messenger RNA, 1815 nt
Organism: Pichia membranifaciens NRRL Y-2026
Lineage: Eukaryota; Fungi; Ascomycota; Pichiomycetes; Pichiales; Pichiaceae
Exons: 1
Coding region: 1-1815 (604 amino acids)
Molecular function (GO): guanyl-nucleotide exchange factor activity
Source: RefSeq, a predicted model, not a curated record